AUGUCAGAGCCAAAGAGAGACCCGUUCGAAUGUUUGAAUCCGUUCCGUAAGAGUCAGAAGAAAAGCACAGAUACCAUCUGUUCAACAGGAAAAGGCUCAGUCGGCGCUGUAGUUUCUGUCUCUACAAUGUCAUCAUCAAAAAAACCAGGUGGACUACCUGAACAAGCUACCACAACCCCUCGAUCUACGAAGCAACAACUCCAAUCGGGGAACAAACCACCAAAGUCUCCACUAGGCCACCAGCCUGAUUACACGCCAUGGACUAAACGAAAGGGUGGAGAAGAGUCACCACUAUUUAGAAAGUCCUUGAUUGGACUUCGCCCUUAUAGUCCUACCCCUACUGGAGGGGUCCCCGAGGAUAUGAAGAUUCCCCAUGGAUUGGAGAAUCCAGUUACGAAGAAAGAGAAGGGACCAGAUGGAUUGAAAGAAGAAGAGACCAAGAACGUUGGUACACAUGAAGAGAACAACGAUGAGGCUUUGACGGAUGAUGAGGAUAAAGAUUGGGAAGAUGAAGAUGGUGGGAAUGGGCACUAUGAACCGAGUCCUGAGGUCCUUGCUACACCAAUCAUUCGUCUUGUUUUGGACCACACAGAUUCAUCCAACCACGACGAAAAGGUCACGUUCCACGUCCACAAAGGACUUCUCAAGAAAUCAUCCUUCCUUUGGGCUUGUCUCAGUCCCCAUACCGAAGAACUUAUUCUUGAUGAUAGACUCAAACCAUACGCCGUCGAUACUAUCAUUCAAUUUCUUUACACUCAUGAAAUUGAUUAUCGACAUCAAUUCGGUACUGUCGAGGAUGCAGAAAAAGAUUUUGACAAAAUUACUACGAUCGAAUGGACCUGCUGCUACCUUGGUGUUCCAGCUUGUCGCGAUAAGGCUUUUCAAAAGAUCGAGACUGCUUAUAGGGUCUUCGAGUUUGGGUAUAACCAAGGCGCUGUUCAGAUGAGGAUCAAGAUGACUACGUGGAUCUAUGGACUCGAUGAGGGAUAUGUUGAGGCGGGUGGAUGGGUUCAUCGAAUGCGUAGAAGGGUUUUGGCUGGCUGGUGCCGUGAUAUUUCCUUGAUUCGAAACGAUCAGAAGCUUCUCGAAACAUUCGAAAAUACUCUCUCAGAGUAUCCUUCGUUCGCCUUCGAUCUUGAAGAGUUUCUUACCGAACGUGCCAGAGAGGAACCAAAGAUGGAGAGUAGACUCGAGGUCUUCAAAAAAGCCGAAAAGGCUGGAAUGGAAAGAUUCGAGAGACGACGUGCUUUCAUGUUCCCAGGAACUCUCUCCCAUCCGAGUAAACUUCAACUUCCGUUUCUUCGACCGAAGAAAGCUACCACACAAUUGCCUGCAUUUCCUUCCGGCCAACUACAAACUGCUCAUACUAUCAACCCUUUCGCUUUAUCGGCUGAUGCUCCGAGCUUUGUACCGGGUGGCUCAAAAGGAUUUGAUGGUGAUGCCUCUGGGCUCAAGACUCCCACCCAUACGCGACCAGUUGAUAGUGUCACGCCUAGCAAGUCUGAUCUUGAGCCGAAACCCGAGGGGCCUCCAUUGAGGAAGCGAGCCUCGAGAAUUGGUAACCUCGACCAAGUUAUUAAGUUCCUCGGUUCGCAGUCGGUACGAAAGUAA
Messenger RNA from Orbilia oligospora ATCC 24927, 1611 nucleotides. RefSeq lists its product as uncharacterized. Gene Ontology annotation, molecular function: protein binding. The record is from RefSeq and is a predicted model, not a curated record. Lineage: Eukaryota; Fungi; Ascomycota; Orbiliomycetes; Orbiliales; Orbiliaceae. The transcript is spliced from 4 exons. The coding region runs from base 1 to 1611 and encodes 536 amino acids.